GGGUGAGCCGGCCGCGCCCGCGCCCUCCCGGGCCUCUCCCCGCCACGGCUGGCAGCGCGGAGGUUGGUUUUUGGAGGUGUCCCUGCUGAAGCAACAAAGAGUUCUCCCAUGUGACACCCCAAGGUGCCUUUGAGGAAAGCUCUCUGGACCUCCCUAUGGGCUGAUGAAGAAGGGGGCGCCCCACACCCUCUCUGUCCCCAGCUGAGAUUAUGAUGGAUUUGGGAUAUGGCCCAGGCCUGGGCCUCCUGCUGCUGACCCAGCCCCGCAGGCGUUAGCGAGAGCCCCGCACUGUCCACCCCCACCAGAGACCACCCCUCCUGCCAGGGGCCUGGAGCUGGCGAGUGACUAUGCGGCUUGGGCUGUGUGUGGUGGCCCUGGUUCUGAGCUGGAUGCAUCUUGCUGCGGGCAGCCGGGGGAUCAAGGGGAAAAGGCAGAGGCGGAUCAGUGCUGAGGGGAGCCAGGCCUGCGCCAAAGGUUGUGAGCUCUGCUCGGAGGUCAACGGCUGCCUCAAGUGCUCACCCAAGCUGUUCAUCCUGCUGGAGAGGAACGACAUCCGCCAGGUGGGCGUCUGCCUGCCUUCCUGCCCGCCCGGCUACUUCGACGCCCGCAACCCCGACAUGAACAAGUGCAUCAAGUGCAAGAUCGAGCACUGUGAGGCCUGCUUCAGCCACAACUUCUGCACCAAGUGUAAGGAGAACUUAUACUUGCACAAGGGCCGCUGCUACCCGGCCUGUCCCCACGGCUCUGCGGCUGCCAACGGCACCAUGGAAUGCAGCAGUCCUGCACAAUGUGAAAUGAGUGAGUGGUCCCUGUGGGGGCCUUGCUCCAAGAAGAAGAAGCUCUGUGGCUUCCGGAGGGGCUCCGAGGAGCGGACGCGGAGGGUGCUCCAUGCCCCCGGGGGAGACCACGCUGUCUGCUCGGACACCAAGGAGACCCGCAGGUGCACAGUGAGGAGGACACCCUGUCCUGAGGGGCAGAAGAGGAGGAAAGGUGGCCAGGGCCGGCGGGAGAACGCCAACAGGAACCUGAACAGGAAGGAGAGCAAGGAGGCAGGCGCCAGCUCUCGGAGACGCAAGGGCCAGCAGCAGCCGCAGCACCAGGGGACAGCGGGGCCGGUCACACCUGCGGGGCUCACCUAGGGACCUAGGGACAUUCUUCAGCCUCCAGGCCCUUGCAGAAAGAGUCCAGCGUUGCUCUGUGUGAUGGAAGCUUUACCGAACUGGAGCGCUGGGGGCAAAGCGUGCACACACUCUUCAUAGGUAUACGGACACACAGACACACACACACAAGGGCCCGUGUCCCAACAUGCAACCAACUUACAUGUGUGAGUGCGCACGCACGCGCACACACACACGCACACACACACACACACACACAAUCGAGGCCACCGGAUGACACUUCUAUGUCCUGGAUGUCACCGUGUGAACAGGGUGGGGAGGUGGAGGGGUCACUUCUGCCUGGCAGAGGGCCAGGUGGCACAGACUUGGUUUGCGAUGCUCCCAAGGGACAUGUCAGAGAGAACAUUUCCCAGCGUCUGAGCCCAAACAGAGCAGAGCUUUCUGGAGGAGCUGAUGGGAUCAGUCGGGGUGGCAGACAGGAACCAGAGCUCAAGGACUGUCCAGCGUUUCCAGCUGUGUGACUUUAUCAUUGGAGAGUAUUGUUACACACCCAUGGUCCGUAUCAAGGCUGCCGCGACUCUGAAAACUGCUUAAAAGUUUAUUUCAAAUUAAAAACAAAACCAAAUGACAACAAUA
Messenger RNA from Suricata suricatta (meerkat), 1754 nucleotides. It is a transcript of the gene RSPO1, whose product is annotated as R-spondin 1. The transcript is spliced from 6 exons. Bases 348 to 1139 code for a protein of 263 amino acids. Lineage: Eukaryota; Metazoa; Chordata; Mammalia; Carnivora; Herpestidae. The record is from RefSeq and is a predicted model, not a curated record.